AGAAAAUCUGGUUUGAUCUUGGUCGGGCAUUGCUCUAAAAUGGCCAACUUAGUUGCCACGGACUUUUACCUGCAAACGCUGGCCAAGAAGAUUUGCACCCAGGAACUCCAUCAACCAUUGAAAAGGAAGUUUGGAGUGCCUGGAAGCCAGCUGAGGGACGAGAGCGCUCAGCCCGGGAAGAAGAAGAAGAAGAAGAAGAAGAAGAAAGAAAGAAGUCAGAAAAAGAAAAAUGCAGUGGGGGCUUCUAGGGGCAAAUUCAGCCAAGGGCCAGCCAUACCAGCAAGCUCCGAUGCUAAGAAGCCAGGGUCAGCUACUGCAAUCACACCUGGUGCUAGUGCAGAGGAAAGAAAUGGGAAAGGAACCGUGGUAGCACCUGGCGUUACAGGGAAUAAAAAGGGACCUGAAACAAAUUUCGCAAUGGAUUUCUUGCGGCAGAGGCUACACAACAAAAUUGAAGAAAUAUCUGGAAAGGCUAGCGCCCAAACUCUGUCAGCCACCGUGCUGGAGAAGCGCCAGCGAAGAAAAUACGAACGAGAGAGAAAGAAACGCAAGAGGAAAGAGAUCAGAAUGAAGGAGAAAUUAGAGAAGGAAACGGCAGAAGAGGCCUCGUCGGCCGUGGUUUCGGAAACCCAGCAGGCCGAGAGCAAACCUGACCUCUUGUUUAACAAAGUGGAGGUCCAUGCAGAAGAGGAGCUGAACAAAGUGAAGAAGAAGGAGGAUAAAAGAAAAUCCGUCAAAGGCAACAUAACACCGCUGACCGGCAAGAAUUAUAAACAACUCUUAAACAGGCUGGAAUCUCGGAAAACCCAGCUGGAAGAGUUGAAGGCCAAAGAUGAGGGGAAGGCUAAGGAGUUGGAGACUAAGAUGCAGUGGACUAACGUCCUUUAUAAGGCAGAAGGUGUGAAGAUCCGCGAUGAUGAAGAGAAGCUGAAGGCCGCCCUGAAGCGCAAGGAGAAGCGCAAGGCCCAGCGUCAGAGGAAGUGGGGAAAGCGGACAGAACAGGUGGUGGACAGAAUGCAGCAGCGACAAGAGAAACGUCGCAAGAACAUCCAGCAGAAGAAGCUGGCCAGGAUCGAGAAGAAGAAGGCUAAAGCUCGGAAGAAAGGACGCAUCCUUCCUGAAGAUCUCAAGAAAGCUGGCUCUAACCGAAACUGAGUUUCUUCUUAUUGUUAUUAAGUUUUUAUUAGUUUAUCAAAGUAUAAAAUACAACAACAACAAAAAAGAGACAUGGAAAACUGGCUGAAACUGAGUUUUAUCCCAAUUUAGAUUUGAAUGAACAAGGUGGUGGAUGUUAGAGACUCCACAAAGAUUUUCCUUCAAACUGACGGGGCGUGGAGAUGAUGCAACCAAGUCUUUUUGGGUCAACCCUGGGUUUGAGGAGGACAGAUACGUCUUUCGGAAGCCUCUCAACCAAAGUUGAGUCAUUGAAUUGCCUCUUUCCAGCUGUUAUCAAAUUAUUCUUUCCUGGUUUAGGGAGUGGGAUUCGAAAUCCUGUUUCGUAGAAUCAUGGAGUGAAAAGAUGACAUUUAUCCUCUUAAUCUGGGAAAUAAAUUGAAGCAAGGAAGGAAUCAUUAAACAUUCUAUCCUGCAUUCUUAGCUUGCUUGGUGAUUUAACUGUUGUUUUGAUUUGGUGUAUUAUUUGGGAUUUGGAACCAUAAACCAACCCAACUGAUUGACUGUGAACCAACCCAAGAUUUGUUGGGUUGAAAAGUAAACAAAAAUUUAUGUUUAGUUUUGUAAGUUCCUAGGUUUUAAUUGACCUGGUUAAACAUAUUACAGGAUGCAGAUUUUGGCAGGAACUGGCUUGGGGAUGAAUCGUUUGGCUACGUUUCCUGGAAAUAUGGGGUAUUAUUAUUAUUAUUAUUAUUGUUGUUGUUGUUAUUGUUGUUGUUGUUGUUGUUGUUGUUAUUAUUAUUAUUAUUAUUAUUAUUAUUAUUAUUAUUAUUA
Molecule: messenger RNA, 1947 nt
Organism: Ahaetulla prasina
Lineage: Eukaryota; Metazoa; Chordata; Lepidosauria; Squamata; Colubridae
Gene: SURF6
Product: surfeit 6
Exons: 4
Coding region: 40-1155 (371 amino acids)
Biological process (GO): ribosomal large subunit biogenesis; ribosomal small subunit biogenesis
Cellular component (GO): nucleolus
Molecular function (GO): RNA binding; DNA binding
Source: RefSeq, a predicted model, not a curated record